AUGUUACCUGGAGGUAAAAUUAUCACCGCUGCUCUAGUGACGCUGUCGAUCGUUGUAGUAUCAGUAAGUUUUAUUAGGCUAAAGACCGAUGAAUCACUAUUAAGUAUAACCACGAGGAAGAUCCCAUUUUUUGCAUCUCCAUCUGCCUCCUUUUCUGUUAAGACCUCGGAUUCUAUAACUUGGGAUAACUAUAAAGACUUCAUGGAGCCUAUUGAUUUGGAAAAUAGUACUGCUAUUUUCAACUCCAUAUACGCCGCAUUAAGACAGGCUGGUUCUGAUAUUCAUCCAUUGGGUGUAUCCUAUUUCCCAGCUGUAAUCCCAAAAGGAACUUUGAUGUAUCAUGCUGGUGCUCCAGAGAUUCCCGAAUCAUUUGAAUGGUUAGCUAUGGAUCAUGAAUUUAGUUUCACGUUCGGGGUAAGAUCCCAAAAAUAUGGUAGAAAUGCAACGGGAGGUGACAAAUUUCCAGGAUUUGGCCCUGGCAAAGACGGUCCUUCGGGAAAUAAGCCACCAGGAGGUCUUCCAGGUGGUGGUCAGCGAAGAGGUAAAAACGGUCCAACGGGGAAUCGUCAAAGUAAGAAUAAUUUCUUAACUUUCAGAGCUACUAAAGAUCUGAACAGGUUUCUGUACUUAGAUGGUGCUUCAGCAGCCAAGACAAGUUCUGGUGAAAUGGAUACACAAAAAAUGUUGUCUGACGUCAUCAACUGGAAACUUGGUAUUAAUGAUUCAGAUGUUGAUUCAUACCACAUGAUAGAGAGAAUGUAUGCAGCUAGAAUAUGUGAGUGGGGUAGACCCUUUGGACUAGAUGGUAUUAUAAGAGUUGAAGUUGGGUUUGAAGUAGUCCUCUGUGAUUUCAACAAUGGCGCUACCGAACUAGUCUCUAAUGUGAACAUUCCUAGUCCAAAUUCUGCACUAGGAUUACCUGCUCCUGCUAACGUUACAAAAGAGAACGGAUGGCCACUUGAUGACAAUGGGAAGAUUAUCGAGGAAGAACUAACAGAUGAACAAAGAGAUAUUAUGGAUCAGGAGGAUUUCUGGCAAGAGACCUUAUCUCAGUAUACCUCAAUGCAAGGAUUUGAUCAAAUACGUGCAGGCUUUGUCCAUGAUAAACGUGAUAAGAGAGUUGAACUUGAUUAUAGAUACCUUAUUACCGGUAUCAAUCGUACUUAUAUCAAUCCAGAUGCGAACAACAGAAGACUUUUGAAUGAUGAUAUGACAUGGGAAAAACAACUUGAAAUUGUGAAUGACCUUGAAGAAGUUAUUUCAUAUGGAUUCGACGCUAGAAAAAGUAUUGAUUGGCAACAAGUGGAAGAUGAAAUUGUUGAUAAGUUUGCUCCAAUGUUAAAGAUGAUGCAUAAGUUUUUGAACAGUGAUUCUGAAACAGAAGAAGGAGAGCUAUCGCUAUCGGAUAUAGCAUUACAGGUCACCAGAUACACAUUAAAUUUUGUGUUAAGAUUCACUACAGUUGAGAGCAACGACGAAGAAAGCUCCUCUUCCCUUAAAACAUUUGGAUCUGGAAGACAGUUUGCUAUAUUCGAGUAUGCUAAGCCACUUAGCGUAUUAGAGACGCCAUCAGAUUACUUAAUUUGGUCUGCAAAUGUUCGCGUGGUGGAAGCAAUUGUCGAUACUAUAUAUGACAUUCAUGAAUUACUUCUACCCAUUGUUAAAAAUAAUUUAUUUGAUAAAGAAGCUGAAGAAGGAUAUGAGGAAAGUGCUAUUGAGUCAUCUCGUUCCAAGAUCAAUGCAUUAGUAAAACAAUUAGAUUGGAUUGCAUUCGAUUACAAAUGUGACCGUGCUUGUAAUUGGGAUGAAGUAUGUUACACACCUUCGUGGGGUCCUUCACCAUUAGCGCGUAUGGGAGAUCCAAACAGCUCCGAAGACUCAAAAUUUGGAUUCCACUACGAUAAUGAGAGGGGCAGACAAGUAAUAAACAAGACGUUGAAAUGUAUUAGUGCUGAUUACUUGAUCAAUAAUAGGAAAUGA
Messenger RNA from Kazachstania africana CBS 2517, 1980 nucleotides. RefSeq lists its product as uncharacterized. Bases 1 to 1980 code for a protein of 659 amino acids. The transcript has a single exon. The record is from RefSeq and is a predicted model, not a curated record. NCBI's taxonomy places the organism in Eukaryota, Fungi, Ascomycota, Saccharomycetes, Saccharomycetales, Saccharomycetaceae.